CUCCGUGCUUUCAGACAGACUGUUUUGCUGCAGUGAACGGUAGCCGUGGAGAGAGGAAAAGGCAAGAAAAACAAGAAGACAGCGGAGGGCGGAACGAGAACCAAGACAGACAGAUCCAUUGGGACCUUAGCGCGAGCGCCAGCAGGCAUAGACGGGUCCAACACUCCAGAACCGACGGAGCCGACGGGCAUCACGAGGAGCGCUUAUAACGUCAGCGCUUCGCCGAGCUUCUCCACUUAUCCGGGCCUCGAGAGGACUGUUGGCUUUAACGCGCUGGACGGAUGAGCGGGAUGCGCGCGCGUCAGAGUAUGACAUUCCCGGCAUUCCAGCGGGUCGCUCUCAGGGCGCUCGCGGCCUUGACGAUGCUUCUCGCGACCUCCGUUCGGAGCACCUUCGUUUACGAUGAUGACCCCUUCCAGCCAGUGACCCAAGAUGAGACGGUGGCAGUGGGUGGGGUGGUGACCCUGACCUGCAGUGUGAAGGAAAAUGAUAACUCCUCUCUCCAGUGGUCCAACACGGCUCAGCAGACCCUGUACUUUGGAGAAAAGAGAGCACUGAGAGAUAACCGUAUCCAGUUGGUAAAAUCCACAGCCACGGAGCUGAUAAUCACCAUCUCGGACGUUCAGCUGUCAGAUGAUGGAGAGUACACCUGUUCAAUUUUCACCAUGCCUGUAAGGACUGCACGAGCCACAGUUACUGUACUGGGUGUUCCAGGUAAGCCGGUGAUAACAGGUUUUGAUGAUGCUGUUGAGGAGGGCGGCAAGGUUACUCUCACCUGCACGAGUUCAGGCAGCAAACCUCCUGCUAAACUACACUGGUACCGCGAUCAAGAGGAGAUACAAGGGCGUCCUGAUGUUGUGGAGUCCAACCCUGAUGAACCAACCUACACAGUAACCAGCGAGCUCACCCUCACUGUCACCAGGAACGAUAACAACGCGCUGAUCGCCUGUGCUGUGGAUCACCCGUCCAUUGCCAAUGGAGACAAGAGGACAGAGCAGCCCCUCAGCGUCUUGUUUUCUCCAAGCGUGUCGAUUCAGCCAGAGAGUGACCUGCCAAGAGAAGGAGAGAAGUUUUUCCUGCAAUGUGUGGGGAACGGAAAUCCAGAGCCGACUGCAUUUGUGUGGCGGAGAAAAGACGCAGAGCUCCCCCCGCUGGCCAAGGUGGAUGGUGCGUUCCUGCGCUUCGAAUCCCUCAACAAGUCGGAUAACGGUGUUUAUGAGUGCCAGGCUGAUAACGGGAUCGGCAUGGGGGACAUAGCACACACCCUUCUGGUACAAGACCAGGAAGAUUCAGAACUCUUUAUUCUCACCUCUACUCUCCCUUCAACCUCUGCUUCUCCCACUUUUUCUCCUGAAACCUCAGUUUCAACAUCUACUGAAGACGAAACUCUUCCUCCAUUCUCAUCUUCGCCAUCUUCCACUACCUUGCCCACAUCCACUCUUAUCUUCUCCUCCACUCUUUCUCCUUUCACUUCUGCUCCUUCCACUAUCCCUCCCUCUCCUGAAGUUCCCACGACCUCUCUUUCCAACGCUCUCUUCCCCGAUUUCACUCUCCUGCCCUCCUCCCUUCCUGCUCGCACCCCUCCCCUACCCCCUUUUUCCUCCUCCCCUGCCACUCCAUCAUCUGUUCCUCGGCUGAAUGGAGUGCACACCUUUACAGAAGCCGGAGUGAAUGCUGCAGACCCCACAGCGAUGUCCCCCUCUUCAGGAGUAGACCACGCUGUGAUUGGUGGAGUAGUUGCUGUCAUUGUCUUCAUCAUGCUUUGUCUCCUCAUCGUCCUCGGCAGAUACCUCAUCAGACACAAAGGAACGUACCUGACUCAUGAAGCGAAAGGUUCUGACGAUGCUCCUGAUGCAGACACGGCCAUAAUUAACGCUGAGGGUGGCCACUCUGGGGUGGAUGACAAGAAAGAGUACUUCAUCUAGAGAUCAUCCCUCCGCACCUUCUUCCUUCACACGCUUCAGUUCACUCAGCCUGAUGGGGAAAAAUGGGGAUGGCAGAGAGAGAGGAAAUACAUGAGGAAAAAAAAAACAAAACAAGUGUUGACCUGUUCGAACUGAAGGACCUCAAAUAAGCUUCGACACACAGGACAGGGAAGUGAGAGUUACGCACUGGUGCGUGGGCUCAUUUACACACAUACACACACACACACACACACUAUUUCUCCAUUAGCAUAAUGACACAUGAGCAAACACACAUGAUGAGACAAACAAUAAAAAGAGGCAAUAUGACAGUGACCACACUUUCCUCGUCUCCCAUGAUUCCUUUCAAACGGUCCAGAUGUACUCUGGCACAUGUUGCACAGUGAUAUGUGCAUGCAUGAACUUUCAGGACACACCGUCUGCUCUCAAAACCAUUAAAAGACACAGACUCAUAACAGGCACGCAUGCAAACACACCGAACAUAAAGUGUCUUAAAUUGUUAAAACUGAAUUUAAUCCAUGCAACCCUGCAAUAUCAGUGACAGAUACAAACACACACUCAUAUACAUCACCUCAGUGUUACACACACACACACAUAGAAUAACCAGGCAAAAACAGCAGCCCCUGCAACCAUUAUGUGGGACCCCCGAUAUAAAUUUAUAAAUACAUAUAUAUAUAUGAUUAUAUAGCAUCAUUUUUACUCAGUGUGCUGUAAAUAUAUCCUCCAUCUCUCUCUAUCUCUCUCUCUCUAACCUCACUGUCUGAUAUUGCAGUAUAUACUCUGAGCCUGCCUGGUUUUCUUACAUGCGUGGAAAUGCCGAGUUGAUAAAAAAAAAAUAUCUGGACUAUAGAAAAAAAACAUGGUGUUAUGAAAACUUCAGUAAUAUUUGUAUGAAUUAUGUUCUCUUUGAGUUUGAUUUCUGGUGUUUACUGUUGGUGCAACAGUCUAGUGUCAUUUCAUCAACCUGGGAAGAUUAUUAUUGUUACUAUUAUUAUUAUUAUUAUUAUUAUUAUUAUUAUGAGGUCCUUAUUCUAAAUGCAUUACAUUGUGCACUGACGUGUCAUUGUAUCAAACCCAGUGAUUCGCUCACUUACGCCACCUUCAGGAAUGAAUCCUCUCUGUUUUUCAGUGGCGGGACUCUCAGAAAUAGCAGGGUAACACAAACUACUGCUCUCUCUCUCUCUUUCUCUCUCUCUCUCUCACUGAUCUUUUUCUCACAUUCUUCCACACCUCUUUCUAGUCUGUGCUUCUCUUCUUCUUACAGUCAUAAAGCUAGAUUAUUUCUAGACCAUGGUGACAUUUGAAGGGAGUUUGGGGGUUUAGUCAGUUACGUCAUGCAAUAAUUAUAUCGUGCAGGCGAUUCUAUUUAAUAAAUUGAUUAAAUCUGGCUUAAUAAAGGUGAUGUGUGUAAUUUUUAGCACGCUAAAAUCCUUAAUGUGAAUAGACUGUAAAAAAGCAUUUGUUGGUUGAUUCCCUGUGGCACUAUCAAAACACUGCUCUGUUUUUUUGAGCAUCCCAACCUCCUAAAAUAUACCAUUGACUCAGCCAAUGGCGUGCAGUCUGAUUAGUUUGGUGGCUAAGAAAUUACACACUUUACUUUUAAUGUGUUGUUAAAUUUUUUAUUCAGGAUUUUUUUACCUAAUGCAUUGCAGAUCUGCUAACUGAAAUGCUUGCCAUUUCUAUAUCACUUAUUUCUUUUAGCUACUCAAUUAGAGGAGGCUGUUGAGUUAUUGCGCCCAUGCAAGCAAUGCAUGUUUGAAUCUGGCUUGUGACAUUUUUUCCCAUUUGUAUUACCCUAUACUCUUUCAAACAUGUAUUGUCUUUAAAUAAAAAUUUUUGAUGAUUUGUUCACUGAACUGGCAAAACUAGGGAAAAAAGCGAAGAGGAAGUGUUAAACUGAAAAAUAAACAUCGUAAUUCUGAAUAAAACAUGCAUUUUAAAUUUCCAGUUUAGUUCAAUCCACCAUUAUUUUUCUACAGCUUUUCACAGUAGAACUGGUCUCAAAGCAGAUUUGCAAGAAAUGCACGUUUCAAUGAUGCAAUGUCAUUUGGCCCCAAUAAAAGGGACUCUUAAAUCACAUCUGCCACGUAUAUGGAAGUUUAGGCAGUGUUUUGUUCACGUGGGAUGACAGGGUCAUUCGUUUAAUGCGUAUGUAGGUCACAACUAAGUGGCAACUGACCGAUUACAACCAAAAGCCGUCCUCUACCUUCAGACUCCCUCCACAUACCUCAUUAACGCCAGCAGACAAUGAGUUUGUGAGAAAAGCAGUUGCAAUCGACUGCCGCAAGAUGGCGACAACGCAUUUCAUUUCCCACUCACUUUCAUUUCCGUCUCUCUCUCUCUGUCCUGUACAAGCAGUAGAACUUCCAGUUAGCUAUCAGUCGACUCAGUGCUUAAUUUUAAAUUAUGUUGUUUACGUUCAUUCUGCUGUAGAUGUGCAUACUGUUGUUUGUAAUUUUAUGUUCUUUUUUUUUUUUUUUAUCAUUUUUAUGAUGACUAAAUGUCUUAGAUUGAAAGGUGUAGAUUAUAGUUUCCAUGACUUCUGUUUUGUUUGAUAAUCUGCCGUUUUUUUAUGAUUUGAUGUGAUUAGUGUUGCCUUGAACAGUCUACACACUCAAGUGAACACAGACAACGGGGCACAUUUAUUGCGUGUGUCUGCGUUUACGUGCGUGGAGGAUUUUCACACUGGCCCCAACAGAUGCAGGAAACACUAAAAGUAUUAUUACAUUCUGUUAAUGAAUUUUUGUUAGAUUCAUUAUUGUUUUUUUGAAUGAUAAGUCUUCCUUUUGAAUAAAUAUUCAUAUCAUGUGGAGCUAUUCUGUCAUGUAUGUUGAUUUGUAUUAUGGCCGAUGAUGUCAUCUGAAUGGGACUGAACUCUGAGAUCAUCAUCAUUGUGGGUUCCGUUUGUUUAAUGGUCUGUUUAGACAGUAUUUGCUUUUUGUUACAAAAAGAGAUCCCUUGUUAACUUCAAAAUAAAUAUACAUUUGGGGUAACCUAA
Puntigrus tetrazona (Sumatra barb) is the source of this 4920-nucleotide messenger RNA. RefSeq names its product cell adhesion molecule 3 (gene cadm3). Lineage: Eukaryota; Metazoa; Chordata; Actinopteri; Cypriniformes; Cyprinidae. Bases 282 to 1925 code for a protein of 547 amino acids. The transcript is spliced from 12 exons. Gene Ontology annotation, biological process: homophilic cell-cell adhesion. The record is from RefSeq and is a predicted model, not a curated record. Gene Ontology annotation, cellular component: presynaptic membrane.